GCUCGCUAAAUCCGUGGUCGGUUAGCCUCCGCAAGGCCGCAAUAUUCGUUUUUUUACAACUUAAAUUUAAGGUCUACUUCCUAAGGAUAAACACAAACAGAAUGUGCUUCUGCAUGAAAUACGCCGUCUGCUGGAUCGUGCUGGUGGUGGCCGCGGUGGGUGUCACCCUGGGCCUGGUGUUCGGCCUGCGCGGACGCACCGAGGAGCCGCGCCGCAUGGGCGCCGUCGCCUCCAACGGCGUGGGCUGUGCCGAGGUGGGCGGUAACAUACUGGACAUCGGUGGCUCAGCAGCGGACGCGGCCAUUGCAACGAUGCUGUGCGAGGGCGUUAUGCUGCCUCACAGCCUGGGCGUGGGCGGCGGCUUCGUUGCCACCAUCUACUCCAAAGAGACGGGCUUCAUUGAGACGCUGAUUGCGCGCGAGACGGCCCCGGCGGCGGCCACCCAGGACAUGUUCGUGGACAAGGAGAUCACCGGCGCGCUCUCCUGUGCCGUGCCCAGCGAGAUCUACGGUUACUGGAAGCUGCACGACAAGUACGGGAAGCUUCCCUGGGACAAGCUCUUCCAGCCCACCAUUGACAUCUGCCGGAGCGGCAUCAAGGUGUCGCGCUAUUUGGCCGGCGUGCUAGAGCGGGAGGAGGAGCGUAUCCGCAGCGAGCCCUCCAUGGCGGAGAUCUUCAUCAACCCGAAGACGGACACUAUCUACAAGCAGGACGAGGUCAUGUACCGUCAUAUGCUGGCUGAGUCGCUCGAAAUAAUCGCCCAUGAGGGUCCCGGGGUCAUCUACCGGGGCGGCCGGGUCGGAGCGAAGCUGGUCGAAGACAUCCAAUCGAUGGGCGGCAUCGUCACCGAGGAGGAUCUCCAGAACUACGAAGUCCGUUGGGAAUUGCCACUGCAUGCCCGCUUCACGGGUGGAUACGAGCUAUAUACCUCACCCCUGCCCACCAGUGGGGCGGUGCUCACAUUCAUACUGAACGUGAUGGAGCCGCUGUACACAAGCAACACAGAGAAAUACUGGCAACGGCUGGUGGAGACCUUCAAACACGCCUACGGACACCGCACCAACCUCGGAGACAUCCACUACGAGCCGGAGGUGCAGGAAGUCUACGAGAACCUCAUCGAUCCCUCCUUCGCUGCGCAGAUACGCGAACUGAUCCUCGACGAUCGCACCUUCACCAACAUGUCCUACUACGGAGCCAACUUCACCAACGUCCCGGACCACGGCACGGCCCACAUUUCGGUGCUCGCCCCCAACGGUGAUGCCAUCUCCGUGACCAGCAAUAACAGCCACCUGGGCGCCAAGGUGCGGUCCCGCCAGACUGGUUUCAUUCUCAACGACCAGAUGGACGACUUCUCUACGCCCGGCCGCAUCAAUAUUUACGGGAUUCCUGCCAGCCCGGCCAAUUACAUCAAGCCCGGCAAGCGGCCCAUCUCCUCCACCUGCCCCAGCAUUGUACUGGAUUCACAGGGCAAUGUGAAGUUGCUGGUAGGCGGCGCCGGCGGCUCCAAGAUCACCACCUCGGUGGCCCAGACCAUCCUCCGCUACUUUGUCCUCCAUGAGCCCAUUGAGCGGGCCGUCAACGCCGGCCGCCUUCACCACCAGCUGGACCCCAUGUACAUCGAGGUCGAGCCGGACGUGCCCCGGCACACGGUCGCAUAUCUCCGUCGCAUCGGUCACGAGGUCAAGUACUUGGACGGUGACAAGGCCUACUCCGCCCAGACAGCCAUCGGCCUCAUGGACUCCGAGCCCCAUCCCGUGUGCGAUCGCCGUCGGGUGGGCAGCGCCGUGGUUGUGGAGCCCUCGCUGCCCUAAGCCGGAACUUCUUUGGCAGACAUCUCUAUCCAUCACCAUUGUGGGUAUAGUUGGAACCAAAAACUAUUGUCGGAAGAAGAGACAUUCUACAUUCAUCAAUCUAUUAAAAUCUUCUGUCGUCCUUUGACGUUUAAAUUAA
Messenger RNA from Drosophila obscura, 1950 nucleotides. RefSeq names its product scoloptoxin SSD14. Gene Ontology annotation, cellular component: plasma membrane. Gene Ontology annotation, biological process: glutathione catabolic process. Lineage: Eukaryota; Metazoa; Arthropoda; Insecta; Diptera; Drosophilidae. Gene Ontology annotation, molecular function: glutathione gamma-glutamate hydrolase. The record is from RefSeq and is a predicted model, not a curated record.